AUGAACAUUCGGUUGCCCAAGACUGUGAAGGAGCUUUACACCUUGGUGGACGAGUGUGCUCGAGUGCAGGUGGGGAGGAAACUCUCUUCAGAAGAAGAUGGCAUCGACAUCGACUCAGAGGCUGACGACGAGGCUACCAGUCAGAAGAAGAAGAACAAGAAGCACAAUAAGAGGCGCAAGGAUAAGGCACUUCUGUUCGAGCGGGCCGCCAGCUCCUCCGCGACUUGCCUCCCGUGCGCGAGCCCCCGCCCGUGCUGGUGCAGGCCACCACCCCGAGCUCCCCGCUCCCCGUUCGCGCUUGCCCCGGUUGGCUCUGGCCUCCCGCCGGCCCCUGCGCCGCGCCCCCGCGCGGCCCUGGGCUUGUACCGGCGUCCUCCGCCGGGUGCCAGUGUGCUUGGCCUCGCCCGGCCGCCCCGCACCCCGGCGGCGCACCCGGGUCCGCCCCGACUCGGCCGGCCACAGCUACGCCCGCGCCGGCUCCCUCUCGCCUCCGCCUGGCCGGAACGCCUCCGCCAGCUCCACCUCCAGCCACCUGCGCGCCCGCGCCAUGAGCUCAGCCUCCCGUCGCAGGCGCCGCUUGGCCUCCCGCCCUCCGCGCAACCCGGCCCGGCCGGCUCCGUGCCUCCCGGGUUCGGCUCCCCCCGCGCCGACUCACUGCCUUGCCCACCCGCCGGCUCCCGCGGGCCGGCGUCGCCUUGCCUCGGCCGCCUGGCCCCGCUAGUCGGCGUCCGCCUCGUCGCUCCUCCGUGCUGA
Aegilops tauschii subsp. strangulata is the source of this 753-nucleotide messenger RNA. Lineage: Eukaryota; Viridiplantae; Streptophyta; Magnoliopsida; Poales; Poaceae. The record is from RefSeq and is a predicted model, not a curated record.